AUGCCGUCCCCCUGGCCGGGGGUGGGGCGUGGGGGGGCGAGUGGAGAGGGCACCUUGGCCAUCAAUCACCCAGGGAGGGGUUGGGACCCACGCCCCACGGAUCAGCUCAACAGGCAGGAGGAACCAGGGGGGAACAGGGGCCAAGGCCACAUGAAAGGCAUCGAGUGUCACCCCUCAGCAUGGGGGGGUGAGGGGGCCAGGGCCACGCGUGAGUCAGCAUUCGUUCAUGCCAUUGCCUCAGCGGGGGUGGCGUUCGCGGUGACGCGGUCCUGCGCGGAGGGCUCGGCCACCAUCUGUGGUUGUGACACACGCCACAAGGGCCCGCCUGGCGAGGGCUGGAAGUGGGGUGGCUGCAGCGAGGACGUGGAUUUCGGCAGCAUGGUGUCCCGGGAGUUUGCAGACGCCCGUGAGAACCGCCCCGAUGCUCGCUCUGCCAUGAACCGCCAAAACAACGAGGCGGGACGAACAUCUCUGAACGACAACAUGUUCCUGAAGUGUAAGUGCCACGGCUUGUCAGGCAGCUGUGAGGUGAAGACGUGCUGGUGGUCCCAGCCUGACUUCAGAGUUAUCGGAGACUACAUGAAGGACAAGUACGACAGCGCUUCAGAGAUGGUGGUGGAGAAGCACAAGGAGUCCCGUGGCUGGGUGGAGACUUUGAGACCCAAGUUCACCUUCUUCAAACUGCCCACAGAGCGAGACCUGGUCUACUACGAGAGCUCGCCCAACUUCUGCGAGCCCAACCUGGAGACAGGCUCUUUCGGGACGCGCGACCGCGCCUGUAACCUGACGUCGCACGGCAUCGACGGUUGCGACCUGCUGUGCUGCGGCCGGGGACACAACACCCGGACGGAGAAACGGAAGGAGAAGUGUCACUGUAUCUUCCACUGGUGCUGCUAUGUCAGCUGCCAAGAGUGUGUUAGAGUCUACGAUGUUCACACCUGCAAAUAGAUAGGCCUUUGGCAUUGCUCUUUCUGCACCUCACCAAAAUUAUUUUAAAAACACUUCAACGUAUAAAAAUAGAAGCUAAUGUAAGAGCCAGGCUCAGAGACCUUGAGAGGCUUUGAUUGGACUUUGAUCAAGCAUUAGUUUACUUGUCUGUGGAUUCAGCUACAGUACAAUCACCUAAUAGGAAACCAAGAUGGCCGCCUGUCAUGUGAUGCUGUGGAGUCAGCCUCUCUUAGAAUUAUGAGGUAGUUCUAGAAUACAGAGGUGGACUCAUGGAGGCUCCAUUCAGAAGAACAACAUGGUUAUGUUGAUGAUGAUGUUGAUGACUACCAUCUCAUCGAUAGAGGCAAAAGAGGAGACCAUUACAGAGUGGACUGAGAGUAGCCAAGGAGUGACUUCCAGUGAC
Coregonus clupeaformis (lake whitefish) is the source of this 1351-nucleotide messenger RNA. Its product is annotated as protein Wnt-3a. Bases 1 to 948 code for a protein of 315 amino acids. Gene Ontology annotation, cellular component: extracellular region. Gene Ontology annotation, biological process: canonical Wnt signaling pathway; cell fate commitment; neuron differentiation. Gene Ontology annotation, molecular function: frizzled binding; cytokine activity. Lineage: Eukaryota; Metazoa; Chordata; Actinopteri; Salmoniformes; Salmonidae. The record is from RefSeq and is a predicted model, not a curated record. The transcript is spliced from 3 exons.